AUGGUAUCAUUCACUAAGGUUUGCCUAGGGUUCGUUGGCAUUCCUAUGAUUCCUCAUAGGUCGAACUUGCCCAUAAGCAUGGGUAACCACAAAAAUAGCAUUAAGCCUGUAGGCAUGUUGAAUCCGCUAUCACAAAUUAAUAAACUUUUUGAAAAGGAACCGUUUCAACCUCUUGUCCCAAAGGAGUUGCCUGAGAAUGUGUUGUUUGGAGUUAGAAGUGAUCGAGAUUGUCAAUUUGAUAAAUACCCUGAGCUGAAUGAAUUGGACACUAUUGAAAAGAAGAAGGAGUUUAUAACGAAGCUUUUGCUAGAGUGGACUGAAAUAGGUUUAGAUUUGUCACUAAGGAGCUUAAUGUCGUUCAAACGCCUGGUGGAGUAUAUAGAGCUGCCGUACGAUACACUGUAUUCCUCAUUACAAAAAAUAUACCGGAAAUGUGACAAUAGACUCAAUUUGGAUAACAUCUUGGUGUUAAAACACGUAUUUAAAAAAUCAGGACAAGUAUUACCAUCAGAUGAUUACCACGAAAUAUACAAAUAUGAGGACCUCGAUACAAGUUCUAUUCUACGUUUGGCAAAGGGCUCCCUUAUCAGUGACGAGUAUAUGGAUAUACUCAAUGACGAAAUGGAGCAGUUGGAGUUGGAAGGAGCAGUGACGUAUCCUAAAACAGUAGAGGAGUACAGAGAGUUUAAAAAAAAAUUGCUGGACCUGUCGACAAAAGCAAUUAAUUUUGAAGAAUUCCCCAACUAUAAAAUAAAACAGCUGUCAUACGUCUUAUAUACACAAGUUUGGAUGAUAGAUUACUUUAAGAACAGGGAGAUGCCGUCACUCCCAGAGGAGGUUAUUAAAUUUCUCGAAGUGGACGAGCCAUACUGUAGGAUGAUCUACAAUAACCUCGUAAAGACACAAAUGGAUACAAUCACGCAGGAGCAAAUACCGCACAUAGUUGAAAAGAAGAUAAAGGUACACAGGUUCCUGGCAUACAGAAAGUUCAUGGAAGCACAAAUGAAGUUCACGCUGGAAGAGUUUAAAAAAUUUAAGGUGCGAAGUAAAGAAAUAAUUAGGAAACUGAAGGAGAAGGUGGGAGAUCUGUCGAAGAUCCCAGCGGAAUACAAGCCUUUCGGAAUAAUCGGAGGAGAAAUGCCAUACGUUAACGUGGAGGUGCUGGUGCCAGAAGAUAAGGAGCUGGAAAAAAAAUGCGCAGAGGAGGCGAACAAGGACCUGUACGAAGAUGAAGACGAGGACGAGGACGAGGACGAUAAGGAUCCAUCAGAAUUUACAAAGGAGGAGGUAGAAGAAAUUAGGAGGGACAUUAAGAAAGCACAGGAGGAGCUAAGAAUAUUUUCUCACAUGUCGCAGGCUGAUAAGGCAGACUUCUUCGCAAAAAAGGUGCCAAGCGCAGUCGACGCAGCUAAGAGAGCGAGGUGUAGGAGGAAGCACCUGGAAGAAAUGGGAAACCCGUUUAACACACGCAGCGACCUGGAGGAGUGGGAGGAGCACAUGGGGAAGACGAACCAGCCCGAGAAGAAGGAAAAGGAAGCUGAGCAGACGGACGAAGAGUACGCGCGCGAAAAGUUGGCGGAAAUUAGGACCGAGUACAUGAAAUUCCUGAUGCAAAUAGAUAACCUCAGGUGGAACCUGAAGAAUUCAGCAGUGUCGCCAGUGGAAACCUUCGGAAAAAUCUUCGAAUCGGGCCAAAGCGUCAUAAGGCCGAAGGCGAAGAAGCUGGACUUCACGCUGCCAGUCUACGAGGAGUGCCACGAAAUGCUAAACAGCUUCAAAAAGAAGAACCUGAACAACGAGGCGGAAAAGCACCGCCAAAAACUCCUCAAAGAGGCGAGGGCGAGGCGCCUGAAGCAGGAAUCGCCGGGCGACGGGCCCGCUUUCCCGGGCGACCCGCUGAUCAAGAAAAAGGACCUGCCGAUGCUCAAGGAGCACCUGCGCACGGGCGGGAGGCUGAGUGUGCAGAGCUCAAUGAGGACCAGCAUGAAUAACCUGACGGACUCGCAGAAGGGGACGAACUUCUACAGGGUCACCUCCUCGCAGCCCAGCGAAAUGCGGCGCUGCCGCAAGUGCGACGCCGUCGUCUUCGUGGGUCCACUGAGGACGCUGGAGGGCGAGUUUUUCAACGUCCCGCAGGGACACGCCUUCAGAACGCAGAAGGAUUUCAAGUGCCACAACUGCGGCGCCGACAAGUCUGAGCUUGAGGAGACCUGGCCCACAGGGGCGCGUGGCUACAAGCCCGUCGAGUACCUCGAAACUGAGCCGCCGCCCCCGCCAGUUGACGAGUACGGGUUUCCACUGUUUGAAUAG
This is a messenger RNA of Theileria orientalis strain Shintoku, 2310 nucleotides long. RefSeq lists its product as hypothetical. The coding region runs from base 1 to 2310 and encodes 769 amino acids. The transcript is spliced from 5 exons. Lineage: Eukaryota; Apicomplexa; Aconoidasida; Piroplasmida; Theileriidae. The record is from RefSeq and is a predicted model, not a curated record.